Annulohypoxylon truncatum is the source of this 1195-nucleotide messenger RNA. RefSeq lists its product as uncharacterized. NCBI's taxonomy places the organism in Eukaryota, Fungi, Ascomycota, Sordariomycetes, Xylariales, Hypoxylaceae. The record is from RefSeq and is a predicted model, not a curated record. Bases 73 to 1083 code for a protein of 336 amino acids. The transcript is spliced from 3 exons.
UGGAUGUGUAAUUGAUACCUGGCAUACCUGGCUACCUGGCAUGCAUAUUUGUACAGCUCUUGCCAUCCAUUCAUGACCCCACAGCAAGCUGGGCAACUGCUGGUGCACGGAUAUAAUCCGCACUCCAAUAAAAUCGCAUACCAAUUGGGCAUCCCUCCCUUUCUCUCCAAACCAUCCUCGUCGACACCAUCCAAAUUCGGUCAAAGGUCAAGCGGUCUUAAUUCAGGUGGAUAUCGGAGCUACUGUCACGUUGAUUUUCAACCCCUUAUGACAAACACGGAUUCAGAUUCGGAUGCAGAGCCGGAUAGCUCCCCGAACAGGCCGGCGCCGCAAACACCACCAGAGAGCGCCAAGGCGGAGCAUAGCCCCCUGUCACCAUUACACUAUGCUCCGACAACACCACCCCAAUCAUCACCACCAGCCUCUCCGUCCUUUAGUCUUCACUCCUUAGGCAUGUCCCCGUUCUCCCCCAUGCGCCGUCAGUUUUCAUCUCCACUCGCUAGAUCAUCCUCGCCUCUACACUCACAAGAGACGGAGCAUUCCGACGAAGAGGAACUCGUACAAGAUAGCAAAGAUGUUCUGGUUCAACGACUGAAUGACCUUGCAGCCCAGCUAAGCCGGCAGGAUCAUAUCAAGGGAGACGAUGUAUAUGGUCUCCAUGCCAAGGUGGACGAGAUGGAGAGAGUCUUAUCUACGAAAGACCAUCAUUCAUCGGUUUGGACACCGCGGCGGACACCACGGAGAUCCAGACCUACCAGUUUGAUUCUUCAGAAUAGCAGAAAUGAGCACGACCCCUUUUUGGGAUUGUCAAAGCUGGGACGGAUGAUGCCUGGAAUUCCAAACAUACCGUUGCCUAUUCAGAAGUCUUCGUCAACCCAGACGACUGGAAAUCCGAUGUCGGCAGCAGUGUCAGAUCGGAUUGCUCGAGAAGCACAGAACCUGUGCAAAGAACUAGAAGACGUCAUCUCGAACCUGCGAGCUCGACAAGAAGAGUCGGAUCACAUCCACGAAUUGCUCAUCACACGCGCAGAACGAGCCGCGCAGAGGAUCAUUCAACUUGAAAAGAGGAUCAAAGAACUGUAGGUUAAGCCAAGACGCCCUAUCGGAGUGUAACGCGGUGCUAACGGUCUCGGCAAAGCGAAAGGGAACGGAAUGAAGGUGAGAUGGAAAUGCUGAAAACGCCGAUCAAGAAUUG